This is a messenger RNA of Phymastichus coffea, 892 nucleotides long. Its product is annotated as probable ATP-dependent RNA helicase ddx42. Bases 322 to 837 code for a protein of 171 amino acids. Lineage: Eukaryota; Metazoa; Arthropoda; Insecta; Hymenoptera; Eulophidae. The transcript has 4 exons. The record is from RefSeq and is a predicted model, not a curated record.
GUGAAACACAUCCCCACUCUUGGGUACCUUUUCCUUCACUUAUUUUUCUCACUUGCAGCGGAACCGGCGCGAAUACGUUCGUGCGACCAAUGUGUAAUACCAACGAAACAAAGAACUUCUUAAGUUUAUUAGUCAGCAAAGGCUAAGCGUUUGAAGACGUCGUUUUCUUUUUGUCCGUCGCCACGCCUGUUACAGUGUUAUAUGCAGUUUGAUUACUUUCUGUUCAAUUAUUACUAUGUGCGUGUAUACCGGCGGUCGACUUAAACUUUAUCGAGAUUGCUGAGAGAUUUCCUGCGACACUGCAGGUAAGCUCCUGCAAUUAUGGCCUUCAACAACGAUCCGAGUACUGCACAAUAUCGUGUCUCCGUGCUGGAAUGGGCCAAACAGUUUGUCGCUAAGCAAAGAGAAAGAAGUCAUGGUAAUAGUGGAAGUGACGAAGGAUCCGCAAUCGAUAUUACUAAGUGGUUAUCUUGUAAACAUGCAAAUUCACAAGAAUGCAGUUCUUUGGAAAAGUUGAACGGACGAAACGCAAAUAAAGAUAACGUAUCUCAGAAUGAACCUGCAUACCAGCAGGAUGACAAUUACCAAAAAUACAAUCAAAAUUAUCAGAAUAAUGACCACCAAAGAGAUAACCACGGAUACCAAAAUUACUGUAAACGAAAUGACGACGUUUGGAGUGACGAGAAAAAGGAAAACGUUGUUGGAUAUUUGAAUGAUAGGACAUAUCAAAAUAAUAAUAUUACAUAUAGUGGUGGUUAUCAUCAAGCUACUUCUAAUAUCAAUCGUUCCAAUCACAAUGCUCCAGAUAUAGGUUUGAUUUUUCUUUUCGUGAUUUAGAUUCGAGAGAACAAACUCAACGAUAUGUUGAAUCUAAAGACUUACGAAAUUAUUA